This is a messenger RNA of Closterium sp. NIES-65, 1473 nucleotides long. The record is from the annotation of a GenBank genome assembly. Lineage: Eukaryota; Viridiplantae; Streptophyta; Zygnematophyceae; Desmidiales; Closteriaceae.
AUGUGCGGGUUUCUGUGGACUCCAGAAACUAACCACAUUGUGGGGGUAUUAUGUCACCCACAUUCCCUCUCGUCGCUCGCGCUUCCCCUCAUCACCCGUGCCGGCCCUCGCCGCCCUUGCCUCCCCUCGUCGCCCGCGCGUCCCGUCGUCGGGCUUCCCUCCCAGUCACUUGCGCUUCCCCUCGUCAUCCGCGUUUCCAUCCGCUCUUCCCCUCUCCCCAUCUCACCAUCUCCAGCCCGUCAUACCUUCCUCAUUCCUUCCGAAGGGGUGGAACAGAGGGGGAGGAACAAAUGGGGAGGAACAAAUGGGGAGGAACAGAUGGGGAGGAACAGAUGGGAAAGAACAGAUGGGGAGGAACAGAUGGGGAGGAACAGAUGGGGAGGAACAGAUGGGGAGGAACAGACGGGGAGGAACAGAUGGGGAGGAACAGAUGGGGAGGAACAGAUGGGGAGGAACAGAUGGGGAGGAACAGAUGGGGAGGAACAGACGGGGAGGAACAGAUGGGGAGGAACAGAUGGGGAGGAACAGAUGGGGAGGAACAGAUGGGGAGGAACAGAUGGGGAGGAACAGAUCCCCUCUCUACUCCCCACCAUCCUCCCCCCAGCUCUCUCCCCGGCAUCUGCCCCCGUUUCCCCAUCCUCUUCCCUGUUUCCCCGUAUCCCCUGCCGUGGUUCCCCCCAUCCUAUCCCCUCUUACCUCGUAUCCCCUGCCCUGCUUCCCCCCCAUCCCCUUCCCUGCUUCUUCCCAUCCCUCCUCCUGCUUUCCCCCCUCCCCUGCCCUGCUUCCCCCCAUCCCCUUCCCUCUUCCCCUCAUCCCCUUCCCUGCUUCCCUCCACCCCCUUCCCUCUUCCCCUCAUCCCCUGCCUUGCUUCUGCCCAUCCCCUGCUCUGAUUUCCCCCAUCCCCUUCCCUGCUUCCCCCCAUCCCCUUCCCUGCUUUCCCCAAUCCCUUGCCCUACUUCCCCCCAUCCCCCACCCUGCUUCCCCUCAUCCCCUUCCCUGCUUCCCCCCAUCUCCUUCCUUGAUUCCCCCCAUCCCCUUCCCUGCUUUCCCCCCAUCCCCUUCCCUGCUUCCUCCCAUCCCCUUCUCUGCUUCCCGUCAUCCCCUACCUUGAUUCCCCCCUUCCACUUCCCUGCUUCCACCCAUCCCCUGCCCUGCUUUCCCCCAUCCCGUUCCCUGCUUCCCCCCAUCCCCUUCCCUGCUUCCCCCCAUCCCCUCCCCUGCUGCCUCCCAUCACUCUCAUUCUCCUUCCUCCCACAUUCACUCUCUCAGUCAUCUCGCACUCCCUCUCUCUCUCCGUCCUCUCGCACUCGCACUCUCCUUCCCACCACCCUCAGCCCUCCUUCCCCUCACCCUCUCCCCUGUUCCCACCUGCCCUCCAUAUCCCGGCCUUUCCCUCCCUGCCCUGCCCUUCCCUUCUCAACCCUUCCCUUUCAUGUCAUGCCCUCCCCUUCCCCCUCACCUUUCGCCCUCUAG